UGCAUUGCAGACUGAUGAAAUUUAUAAGUUAUUGAGACCGGAUCGGUAUGGUGAAGGUAGGACUACAACAUGAUAGAGUAGGAGAAGAUCAAAUUGACGGAUUUGGAUCUGAACAGUCAUCUGGUGCAAGUGGCUCAUCCAACUGGAAUCAGAAAAGAAAAGAUGAAGAUGAAGGUGAUCUGAAAUAUGAGUUUAACAGAUUGGAGACAUUCUUGUUCUGGCCUGAGGAGUCCCCAGUUAGUGCUAAAGCACUUGCUGAGGAUGGAUUUUACUUUUUAGGACCAGCUGGUGAGGAUCGUGUGCGCUGCGUGUUUUGUGAGGUGGUUCUUAAAGGAUGGGAACCAGGUGAUGUUGUCUCAGACGAUCACAGGAAAUUUUCAAAUGGUUGUCCAUUUAAAUGUCAAGCCAAUGUAGGAAAUGUUCCAUUUUUUGGGCCAUCUGAUAGCUGGAAUUCCUAUAAUUAUGAAAUGAUCAGCUGGAAGAAAAGAUUACUCUCUUACGAGAAAUGGCCAAAAUAUUUGGCUCAGAAACCAAGAGUGCUAGCAGCUGCUGGGUUUUACUAUAAAGGUCGUGGAGACAUUGUGCAGUGUUUUUGCUGUGCAGGAAUAGUGAGACAAUGGCUGGAAACAGAUGACCCAUGGCUGGAGCACAUGAAACAUUUCCCAACGUGUUAUCAUAUUCUAGAAAAUAUUGCAUAUCAUAAAAUGCCAUCAUCUUUUCACGAUAUGCCACCCCCUGGACAAGUACCCAGGCGACCUGUUCAACCCUCAGCAACGCCGAUUGACAGACCAAAUACAUUACAACGCUCAACUUCAGAGAUUGCCUUGGCGAUGGGAUACAGGGAGGACCUUAUUAGAAUAUACAGGCAGUAUCUGAGAGCACAAGGCUGCCCAGAAGCAGAGGAUCCUAACCAGUUUAUUCUUGACUUAGAAAGGUUCAAAGUUCAACCAGAAACACAGUCACCAGGAAGCUGUAGUGGAGAAUACACAACUGAUGGUGCUAGCCUUGCACAGACUUGUGAUAGAAGGACACGACUUAAGAGCGUUUCCUCGUUCUGUUUAAAAUGUGAUAGUCCAGAUGAACCAGACUGUUGUUAUGUAAAACUGGACUGUGGUCAUUCUGCUUGCUGUGAAGGAGAUGCUUUUGACAUUGUGACAUGCAGAGAUUGUAAUCAGAAGGUGAAGGCUUGUCUGAAGAUCCCAAUGCAAGAAGAUUGAAGGAAUACUG
Molecule: messenger RNA, 1227 nt
Organism: Ylistrum balloti
Lineage: Eukaryota; Metazoa; Mollusca; Bivalvia; Pectinida; Pectinidae
Product: baculoviral IAP repeat-containing protein 7-A-like
Exons: 4
Coding region: 48-1217 (389 amino acids)
Biological process (GO): positive regulation of protein ubiquitination; negative regulation of apoptotic process; regulation of cell cycle
Cellular component (GO): nucleus; cytoplasm
Molecular function (GO): cysteine-type endopeptidase inhibitor activity involved in apoptotic process; ubiquitin protein ligase activity
Source: RefSeq, a predicted model, not a curated record